AGGAAAGGCACAAUUGCUAUGAAUGUUUUAGGUGCUUGUGCACCUAAUAUGGAAUUUAUUUAUGUGCUUCCGGGGUGGGAAGGAUCAGCCCAUGAUGUACGUGUCUUUCGUAAUGCUCUCUCUAGGCCAAAUGGUCUUAGGGUACCUCGAGGAAAUUAUUAUUUGGUUGAUGCGGGCUACACUAAUUGCGAUGGAUUUCUCGCUCCAUAUAGGGGGCAACGAUAUCACCUUAAAGAGUGGACAGAUAAACAACCUGAAAGUGCCGAGGAAUAUUUUAAUAUGAAACAUGCUAGGGUAAGAAAUGUGGUAGAGAGGUGUUUUGGUUUACUUAAAGGGAGAUGGAGCAUACUUAGGAGUCCCUCGUUUUUUCCUAUACGCACCCAAGGUCGUAUCGUGAUGGCUUGUUGUUUACUACAUAACUUAAUUAGAAGAGUCAUGCCUACUGAUGAUAUAGAGGAAGAAGAGUUGAGUGAAGAUUCCGAUGAUGAUUCUGAUGAUGAACCUCAAUAUAUUACAAGUGUUGCAACUUCAGAUCAGUGGACCAAUUUUAGAAACACACUAGCACAAGAUAUGUUUAAUGGGUGGAGGGCAAGAGGUAGAAGAGUUUAGCAGUCAAGAUCCUCGGUGUAGUGGGUUCAAAUUACAAGAUGUUGCUGCUGCAUCACCUCAUGUUAGAAUGCUCUUUAGUGCUAAGACCAAACUGUUAGAAUCCUGUAACUUGAUUUACAUACUUUUUUAGUGAUAUGUUUAAUUUACUUACUUUUUUAGUGAUAUGUUUAAUUUACUUACUUUUUUCUAGUACACCAUAUGAUACCUAUACUCUUGCACUCAUUAUCUUGAUAUAUGUAAAUUUUCUCCUUGAAGUUGUAUAUGAUGGGAGAAGAGGGAAGCAAUCGAGGAAGAGGUAAGAAUAAGCGUUUUUGGACCUUUGAGGAAGAUACGGUGCUCAUAAAAUAUUUACAUGAGUUAUCUCUCGAUCCUAAAUGGAAAAGUGAAAGUGGCUUCAAGAGUGGUUACAUGAAUAAGUUGGAAGAAAUGAUAAAAUAUGUGCUACCUAAUUGUGGCUUGAAAGCUGAUCCACACAUUGAGUCAAGGAUUAAGCAUUGGACAGAGAAAUAUAGUGCAAUGGCAGAGAUGUUAUCUGCUUCUGGAUUUGGAUGGGAUUCGGACAAAAAAAUGUUGCAAGUAGAGAAAACUGUAUUUGAUGAAUGGGCUAAGGUAAGUAAGCUUUUUAAUGUUCUUCAUUUUUUAUGAUUUGAGUAGUUAUUAAAUUCAUUUCAAUAAUGUUAUUGUUAUUAAGUUUGUAUUUAGAGAGGUGGCUGAUGUUAGGCUGAGAAUAAUUAGCAGGAAAUGAAUUAGUGAAUAUGAAGUUGACAUAGCUGAUUUAAGUAAGAUUGCUAGCUUAGUACUAGUAUAAAUCUGCUCUAAAGGUGAGUAUGAUGAGAAGCAGAUAUAUUAGCUGAUUUUUAUUUUAUUUUUAUGUAACAUGGAUUUUGAGGCUUUGAGCUUAUAUUUCUGUAAGGGAAUAAUCUAAAAAAGGCAGGGGAGGAGCAGAGAGUAGAAUUUCAAAUUCGGAUAAACGAGUUAGGUUCAUGUUUGAAUGAUUUACUUUAUUUUAUUGUUUUUAUGAAUGUUGUUUAUCUGGAAUAGAGUCUUAUCUAAGCAUGUAUUACUCUGGCUGAGUAUGCUGAUCUGAGUAUGCUGAGUAUGCUGUUUAUUUGGAAUAGAGUCUUAUCUGAGCUUACAUUGCAGGCUCACAAGAAAGCAAAGGGGUUGUAUGGAGUACCCUUUCCUCAUUAUGAGACACUUGCUGAAAUCUAUGCAAAAGAUAAAGCAACCGGAGAAGUUAGUGAAUCAUUUGUUGGAGCUAUUGAUAACAUGAAUGUUGAGAUUGCAAAUCAGUCUAUGACAAUACAGAGUGACGAAGACGGUUAUAUGGAUUCUCCCACUCAUUCUACCUAUUCUACUCAAUCAACAACUCAAUCCCAUAAGCGGCCAAUGAAGAAAGAGGAUGAUAAUACUCCUUCCAAAAAAGCAAAGAUGAAAGAAAUGAAGGGAAAAGGAAAGACACAUCAAAAGGUAGAUGAUGCUAAUGAGUUAGUAGCUUCUCUUCAUAAUACAUCUAAAACUUUUGGGAAAAUUUUUGAGGACAUAAAUGCAAAUCUUGGAACUAUGGCAAAUUCAUGGUCCAAAGCCGAAGAAAGGGAGCAAAAAAUGGAUGAUGAAGUGAAUAAGGUGUUAGAAGAAGUUAUGAAAUUGGAUGGUGUUUCUCCUUCGGAAUCUUUAGAGGUGGCAACAAUUCUCAUGGCUGAAUAACAUAAGCUUCGAAUCUUUUUUCAAGCUCCAACUAACUUGAAGAAACAAUAUGUUUUAGAUCUCCUUAAGAAAAAGUAGGUGGGAGUAUUGCUAAUCAUCUACAAUGUAUGGCCUCUGAAACUUUAAUUAAGGCUUAUUUUGUUCUUGAAUUUCAGAAUUUUGUAGUAUACAUUUGUUUGGUUUCCUACAAAAAGUACUUGUUAUGCUAUGAUAUAAUCAGUCUAAUAUUAUAGCUAACUUAUUUUUAUGGUAUUUUUAUGCUAUGAUAUAAUCUGUACAGUUGGUGGCUGUUUCUGGCCUGCUGUUUUCUGGUCUGGUGUUUAUGUGUUCUCAGGCUGCUGGUGUUUUUGGCUGAGUUCUGGUUUUGAUUUUGUUAUUACUUGUGUCUGUUUUUUGUGUUGCUGGGCUUAUGUUUGUUACUUGUUGUAAUUCUUUCAUUCUUUGUUAAUAAUAUUUG
This is a messenger RNA of Chenopodium quinoa (quinoa), 2773 nucleotides long. Its product is annotated as protein ALP1-like. The coding region runs from base 19 to 609 and encodes 196 amino acids. The transcript is spliced from 2 exons. Lineage: Eukaryota; Viridiplantae; Streptophyta; Magnoliopsida; Caryophyllales; Amaranthaceae. The record is from RefSeq and is a predicted model, not a curated record.